Alosa alosa (allis shad) is the source of this 2168-nucleotide messenger RNA. RefSeq names its product sorting nexin 27a (gene snx27a). NCBI's taxonomy places the organism in Eukaryota, Metazoa, Chordata, Actinopteri, Clupeiformes, Clupeidae. The transcript has 13 exons. The record is from RefSeq and is a predicted model, not a curated record. Gene Ontology annotation, biological process: intracellular protein transport; signal transduction. Gene Ontology annotation, cellular component: early endosome. Gene Ontology annotation, molecular function: phosphatidylinositol-3-phosphate binding; protein binding. Bases 104 to 1807 code for a protein of 567 amino acids.
GUCACCGACAGCGCCGCUGUGUUCCCAGCGCUCAGCCCAGUGUACUUGAGUUGUUUUGAAUGUGCGACGCACCGACAGGAGGGGGGCAGAACUUGAACUAAAGAUGGCGGACGUAGAAGAUGAGAUACGGUCUGAACCCUCUUCUCUGCACCCCGCGGGGCCGCGAAACGGAACCGGUGUAGGUUCGGUGAGUGGUACCAGAGGCCAGAACAUAACAAUGGUGACGUCAGGCCCACGAAUGGUACGGAUUGUAAAAUCGGAAUCGGGCUAUGGGUUCAAUGUUCGUGGGCAAGUAAGUGAAGGUGGACAACUGCGAAGUAUCAACGGGGAACUGUAUGCUCCACUGCAACAUGUCAGCGCCGUGUUACCUGGAGGGGCUGCAGACCGAGCUGGCAUAUUGAAGGGUGACAGAAUAUUGGAAGUGAAUGGCGUGAGCGUUGAGGGGGCGACACACAAGCAGGUGGUGGACCUGAUCCGGGCGGGUGAGCGCGAGCUGGUUCUGGCCGUGCUGUCGGUGCCUGCCCAUGAGGUCGAGGGCCUGGAGCCCGGCGAGGAGGGGGGCACCCCCCCCAGCUACGACUACAGCGACCGGCAGGCCGUGCCCAUCUCCAUUCCCUCCUACAAACACGUGGAGCAGCACACCGAGAGGUUUGUGGUGUAUAAUGUGUGCAUGUCAGGCAGGCAGCUGUGCUCGAAGCGCUACCGUGAGUUUGCCAUCCUGCACCAGAACCUCAAGAGGGAGUUCAGCAACUUCAACUUCCCCAAGCUGCCCGGCAAGUGGCCCUUCUCCCUGUCCGAGCAGCAGCUCGACGCACGCAGGAGAGGUCUGGAGGAGUACCUGGAGAGAGUGUGUUCCGUGCGGGUGAUCGGCGAGUGCGAUAUCAUGCAGGAGUUCCUGACUGAAUCGGAUGAGAACUACAACGGCGUGGCAGAUGUGGAGUUGCGUAUUGCCUUGCCAGAUAAGACAACCAUCUCCGUUCGGGUGCGCAAGAACAGCACAACUGACCAGGUGUACCAGGCACUGGUGAUGAAGGUGGGCAUGGACAGCAUCAUGGCCAGCUACUUUGCCCUCUUUGAGGUCAUCAACCAUACUUUUGUGCGUAAGCUGGCCCCUAAUGAGUUUCCCCAUAAGCUGUAUGUGCAGAACCUGACGUCCGCUGUGCCCGGCACGUGCCUGGCCCUCCGCAAGUGGCUCUUCAGCAUCCAGGAGGAGGAACUGCUGCAGGACAACCCACUCGCCCUGCACUACUGCUUUCACCAGGCACAAGACGACGUGAAGAAGGGCUUCAUAAAGGCUGAGGAUAAAUCCUACCAGCUGCAGAAGCUCGCAGAACAGCGCAAGAUGGCUAUGUAUUUGAGUGUGUUGCGGUCGUGUGAGGGCUACAAUGAGGUGGCGUUCCCGCACUGCUCAUGUGACUCACGGAGGAAGGGUCAUGUGAUCGCAGCCAUCAGCACCCUGCACUUCAAGCUCCAUGCCUGCACAGAGGAUGGAACCCUAGAGAACCAGGUGAUUGCAUUUGAGUGGGGUGAGAUGCAGCGCUGGGACACCGAUGAGGAGGGCAUGGCCUUCUGCUUCGAGUACGCCAGAGGAGAGAAGAAGCCUCGCUGGGUCAAGAUCUUCACACCUUAUUUUAACUACAUGCACGAGUGCUUUGAAAGGAUCUUCUGUGAGCUCAAGUGGAGGAAAGAGGUUGAAGAGGAGGCAUCAGACCAGGACAAUAAGAACUGCAGUAAUAAUGAGUAUCUGUCUCCACUGGAGCAGCCCCAGGGCUGGAGGCAUGUUGGGGGGGAGAUCGCCACUUCUUAAGGGCUCCCCAAGUGAGCAGGAGACCCACGCACACACACACACACACACACACACACACACACACACAACGCCCCCAUCAGCCAUCCCACACCUCUCCUACUCCAGUGUCUCACACAAACAUACAUGAAAACACACGCAUCCCACUUCACCGCAGGGCUAUUACAGCAAGGACCCAGAAGACUAAGUCUAUGUUGUUGAUGGUGGUUGACGAAGAAGAAGACGAGGAGGAGGAAGAGGAGGAAGAUGAUCGUCCAGAAUAGAUGCUCAUGCCAUUCGUAGAUGACACUUGAUGAUACUCUCGACGCAUCACCAGGGGCGGGACUUUGGCUGCUAUUAUGCCACGCCAUUGGUUGAAAAGGAA